AAAACUAUGAGGCAAAUUCGACGCGUAUUUGCUUCAUAAACUGAUAUUUUGUUUUAGUGUUGCCAUUACACAAAAAUAAUUUACAUUUAGUGCUUCAAAAAAGUAAAGUUUUUAGUGUAGGCAACACUACUUGCAAAGAAAAAACGAACGGUCAAACAUUUGUGCUUGUUGCAAAAUUUUGUUUAAUGUAAAGAAAUAAAAACCAUCUUAAACCUUUGUAUAAUGAGUGCAUCAGAAUUAGAAGAUAAGGUCAAAGCUAAGCGCUUCCGGGCAGCACCAACACAUCGUUGGAGCAGUGAGCAAACUAGAAGCCUUUUAGAGGAAGUGCGCGGAGAAAUAAAAGACCGCCCGGAGUCAUUUGAGAAGCCUAUUGCACAAAAAUUUUAUUCGAAAUUAUCUGCUAAGUGCCCUUUGCUCGCAAACAUUAAUUGGAAAGUGAUGAAGAGCAAAAUGCGCUAUUUAAAAGGAAUAUAUAUGGAGGCCGUGAAAUGGCGUAGUCAAACAGGAGCUGGAUUAAUUGAAAAUGGAGAAGAAGAAAGCGUCAAGGACUACAUUCAAAAUAUUUGUCCCUUCUUCGAAAUACUGGACGAGAUUUUUGGGCUCAGAAAGGGCAUGAACCCUACGGUUAUAAUUGAGAGUAGCAAUAUAGAAAUCCUCUAUGAAGACUGCAAGGUUUUUUUUUAUUUGAUAAAGUUGAUGAUAUUUCAAAUAGUUGCUCGAGUUCACGUAUAUCAGCCAGUACUCCUAUUCCGCCCGAUACUUCACAGCCAGACGUUCAUUUAUCACUGGAAUUGUCAAUGAACAUGCAAGCAGCUUCAGAAUUUAAAAAAAAGAAUGACGUCGAAACACAGCCUAAAGAAAAAGCAAAAUCCAAAUGCAAGUUUUGCCGGCGUAUUACAAGGAAUGCUUGUUAUCAAUAUUUUCACACAGUUUUCUUUUUUCACUUUUUCGUGGCAUUUUGUAAGAUUUUAAUUCUUUUUAAGUUAUUUUUUAAAUAAACGCACGCACUUAUACAGAAAUUUCUCUUCUAAAUUAACCCUGGAUUUGGUUUUUCAAAUGCAACACUGACAGAAAAGUCAAAAUACCUAUUUACGCGGCUUUUAUACGUAUGAAAAAAAAGGAGCGUUCCAAAAAACUAAAGCGUAAAUUUUUGAACUUAUAAGUUUGUACAUUUACGAGUUUGGUGGAAUACCCUAAAUAUUUAAUCUACAUCUAUAUCGAUUGGUGUUAGGUGCGACAAACAACCGUUAGGUAAAGAAAGCGUUUGUGCAUGGUGAGAGAGCAGACAAACUUUGCAAUCGGUUCUAACUAAACCUAUUACAGUAAAAAUAAUUAGUACAACAAUGUUAUUGCAGAAAUAUGUAAAAAUAUAUAAAAUAUUGUAAAGAAUUGUAUUUCCAAAGUAAUAAACCUUGCAAAGAAAUGAAAUAGAAUAUAAAAU
Messenger RNA from Bactrocera dorsalis (oriental fruit fly), 1441 nucleotides. RefSeq lists its product as uncharacterized. The transcript has 4 exons. The record is from RefSeq and is a predicted model, not a curated record. The coding region runs from base 223 to 801 and encodes 192 amino acids. Lineage: Eukaryota; Metazoa; Arthropoda; Insecta; Diptera; Tephritidae.